AUGGGUACUUCACUGAUAAUGAUGAGGGUUCUCCUUUUCCCGGGGUUGAUUUUACAGUCUGUUCUCGCUGGCUGCAAUAACUGGGACCAGUUUGGGGAUUCAUGUUAUCUGUUCAACGAGACCUCUAUCAUUUGGAUGCAAGCUAUGUGGAGUUGCUAUGAAUCCGGUGGCUGGAUUGUGCAAAUCGACAGUCAAGACGAAGACAAUUUUAUUGUCGGGCUCAUGAAAGCCAGAUACGUGGAUACUGUUUGGACUGGUGGUUUUGCAACAGCCCAUUGGCAGUGGAUGCCAAGCUUUAUCAGGAUUAAGGAAUACACAAACUGGUCACAGGGACAACCAGACAACGCUGAGGGCAAAGAAGGUUGUCUAUCUAUCUCGAAAUUUUCUCACUACAAGUGGAAUGAUGAAGCUUGCGGGAAUAGACACCCAUUCGUUUGUGAAAAGAGUGCAAAUUCUUAA
Candidula unifasciata is the source of this 459-nucleotide messenger RNA. The record is from the annotation of a GenBank genome assembly. Lineage: Eukaryota; Metazoa; Mollusca; Gastropoda; Stylommatophora; Geomitridae.